Messenger RNA from Necator americanus (New World hookworm), 1260 nucleotides. RefSeq lists its product as uncharacterized. The record is from RefSeq and is a predicted model, not a curated record. Gene Ontology annotation, molecular function: ATP binding; proline-tRNA ligase activity. The transcript is spliced from 10 exons. The coding region runs from base 1 to 1260 and encodes 419 amino acids. Lineage: Eukaryota; Metazoa; Nematoda; Chromadorea; Rhabditida; Ancylostomatidae. Gene Ontology annotation, cellular component: cytoplasm; mitochondrion. Gene Ontology annotation, biological process: prolyl-tRNA aminoacylation.
AUGGUCGUCUUCAAAGCGUCCAAAUUUAUCCUUAGUGGAACUUCUCCAGGGACAACAAAAAGCACAGCACAUCGUCUUCUUCUUAGUCACGGAUAUGUUCAUCAAGUAGGGAAUGGACUAUACAGUUUUCUACCGUUGGGACAACGAGUAAUCGAUAAACUGUUGCGACUCGUCGACUAUGAGUUAGAGUCGAUAGGAGCCAUGAAGGUCCACAUGCCAAUUCUUGGCCCUCGAGCUAUAUGGGAAAAAACUGCACGUUGGGAGAGCAUGGGUGCAGAAUUAUUCAAAAUUCAAGAUCGACAUAAACAAGAGAUGUGUUUGCAGCCUACCGCUGAAGAAAUGUGCACAGAAUUGAUAGCGCAACUUCCAUUACAAAAGAAACGAAUGUUCCCGCUUUUAAUAUAUCAAACAACGGAAAAAUUCAGAGAUGAAAUGAAUCCUAGGUUUGGUCUACUCCGAUCUCGACAAUUCCUCAUGAAAGAUCUCUACACUUUUGAUCUCAAUAAAGAUAGUGCAUCAGAAACUUACAAGAAUGUCUGUAGAGUAUACGAUCGAAUCCUGCGAGAUCAUUUACGAUUGGAAGUUUACAAGGUAGUAGCUCAGCCAGGUCUUCAUGGCGGAUCAAUAUCGCACGAGUACCACUUGCCGAAUCCAUUAGAAGAGGACGGAAUUCACUUCUGUUCGAAAUGUGGAUCGGGAAGUAAACGAGAGGAUGGUCCUCACAAAUGUGAAUGUGGUGACGCUUCUGAUGUUAGGACGUUUUCUACAGUUGAAGUAGCUCAUACUUUUCAAUUAGGAACAAAAUACUCUAGUGCCUUCAAUGCUCUCACUAAAGAAAAGCAACCCAUGGAGAUGUGCUGUUUUGGAAUUGGUAUCAGCAGGCUGCUUCCUGCUAUAGUUUCUCUAUUGUCUUCAUCUGAGAAAGCGAUAAGGUUGCCAACGCUAAUUGCCCCAUUUUCUGCUGCUGUCGUCGUCACAAAGGGCCUCAUGGAUAACGUGAUGACAGAACUUACACUCUCAUCUCUUGACCGUCGACUAUCAGGAGGUAUACUGCUUGAUGAUCGAGUUGAGGAUAAUGUAGGCAAACGGAUAAAGGAAUUACGAGCUAUUGGUAUUCCUAGGAUCGUUGUACUUGGUAAAGCAACCGAAAAAACUAUUAAUAAGACCCCAAAAGUAGAGUAUUUCCCUCCUCAGGAGGAUCCAGAACACGAUAGAAGUCAGGAAUGGACGUUAAAUGAAGUGAUGCAAUCAAUGGGAUAA